AUGCCUUCCGCUUCCACCACUCAGAAGCUGAAGGGUGCCGAAAAAGGCCUCUCGCGAGCUUCAAGUGUCUCCAAGACUGAACCAGAGAGUGCUGCUGACUCUACUGAGAACAACUACCUGAAGGAGCUGCAGAAGACCCUCCGAAAUGCCAACAAGAAGCUGAAUGCCAGCGCAAAGGUUGAUGCUAUCAUCACCGAGAACCCUGGAAAAUCGCUGGACCAGCUCAUCGAGGAAAAGAAGAUCAACAACGACCAGAAGGCACAGCACCUCAAGAGGCCCACUCUCCAGGCUACCGUCGCCCAGGCAGAAGAGCAGAUCGCCCACUACAAACAAUUUGCUGCCCAGUAUGAGGAGCGUCUGGUUGCUCAAAAAGCUGAGCUCACCAAGGCGCACGAGGAGGAGCUGGAAGCUGUCCGCGCAAAUGCCAUCGCCGAUGCAACCGAGACCUCCAAGAAAGCAUUGCGCCAGAAGCUUUACACUCUGACCAAGUUCCUCUGCGGUGCGGCUACACUUCGACUCAACGGCGAUGCAAAUGACACCGAGAGCCAGGCCUUCGAGGGUGCUCUGUUCCAAGUGUACGGUGGCAGCCAGGAGGCCGUGAACAGCAUGGUGAAGAUCAUCGAUGGUGUCGACGAGAAAAUCAUCGGUGUUGAGCGCAACAUGCUCGAAUUUACCUAUGCCGACCUGAAGCAAGCCUGUGACCGAUUCGCUGCUGCCGAGGAAGACUCCGAUGUCUCCUCGGAGACCAUCCCUGCCUCCGACCCUACUCUUGCCAACGCCGGUCUCACUGAGCUCCAGGAUCCCUCUCUCGAAAACACCGUAUCUAAACCAGCCCAGGCCGACCAGCUGGCUCCUCCCGCUCAGACUCUGAUCUCCGAUGCUGCCAACUCGAUCGCGGAGAAGAGCUCCGGCGCCGCUGAGCUCGACGAAAGCGACUUGGUCGAGCUUCCUCGUGAUCCCGCUGAGACCGAUACCGGCCUCCAAGCUACCCCGGCUAGUGCUGAUGCAGGCUUGACCAACAGCUCUGUCGGGGCCGAUGUGUCCGCCGAGGGCGUGCAGGAGAACGGUGCUGCUAAGAAAUCCGGUGGUCGUCGUCGUCACAACAACCGGUCCCGCGAGCAGCGUGAGGGUCAACAGGGUCCUCGCGAAGGACAGCAAGCUCCGCGUGAAGGUCAGAAGCCUCAACGCGAGGGCCAGCAAGGCCAGCGUGAGGGACAGCAGGGUCCUCGUGAAGGACAGCGUGGUCGUGGCCGCGGUCCCCGUGGCGAAGGUCGCGGUCGUGGUGGCCGUGGCCGUGGACGUGGCGGGCCCAGUGGUACUGGCAACGGCUCUGCUGAAGCUUCUGCCCCUGCUCCUGCCCCUGCGGCUUCUGCCUAA
This is a messenger RNA of Penicillium soppii, 1377 nucleotides long. RefSeq lists its product as uncharacterized. Bases 1 to 1377 code for a protein of 458 amino acids. Lineage: Eukaryota; Fungi; Ascomycota; Eurotiomycetes; Eurotiales; Aspergillaceae. The transcript has 4 exons. The record is from RefSeq and is a predicted model, not a curated record.